AUGUCCAUUGUAGGUGAUGUCGGUGAAGAGCGGGCCCAACCAACAACAUUGAUCGUUGCGCCAUUUGAUGAUAAUCAUCCGGAUUUCAUUUUCAUGCGGAUGUGUCAUGCACAACGUGCCGCUGUGGCGUCAGCUGGUUUCGGCAUGUCGUUUGUAAUACUCAUGUUCAUUUCGGCAUUCUUUGAAUUCGACUGGUAUCACCAUAAGAAGGGAGUCGACUUAGUUGCUCUAUUAACAUUAUUCUUUUAUUUGGCUCUUGGAGUACUCAUUCAUUAUUACGUCCUACUUGGUGUUAAACACAAUUGUGCUAGUUAUCUUCUACCGUUCAUCAUUGUAUAUAUGGUUAUCAUUGGUAGUGAAUCUGUUGCAGCAUUAUAUCCGCUGAUGCAUAUACGUUCAACGCAUGGCUUUUGGCUUGGUGAUGAUAGCCGUAAUGUUUUCAUACUCACAUUCAUUAUGUUCCUCAUUAUCGUAUCUAUACAAUCCAUCAUGCUUGCGGCUGUGUGCAAAUGCCGGUUAUAUUUAUCGUGUAAACAUGCGCACAUCACGGCCAUGAAAGUUGCUGAAAAGAGUCGUUGCAAAUAUCCUGGUAUUCAAAUUUUAUUAGCAAAUGAUCAUAGACCAGUAAAUGGUACGGUUGCAAAUGAGAAUGUGACAAGAACACAGCAAGUGAACGAUGAUGAUAAUACUAACGUCGAUCAACGUUCGCAUGAAGUUCGUUCAUCAUAUGUGCAACAAAUUAACACUCAAAUGCAGUUUGAAAGUAGCGCUCAGCCACCACCGUACGCUGCAGCUGCAAGCUCAACGUAUGCUUAUGACCAACCUAACAGUCACUCAUCAGCUACAGAAGCCAAUACCACCACUGCUCAUACAACACUACCACCAUCUAUUUCCGACAAAUAA
Molecule: messenger RNA, 903 nt
Organism: Anisakis simplex (herring worm)
Lineage: Eukaryota; Metazoa; Nematoda; Chromadorea; Rhabditida; Anisakidae
Source: the annotation of a GenBank genome assembly